CGACAUCAUUACCAAAUGUCAUCUUGGUCGCCAUAUGUAAACAAUGGAGGUACUGCUUUAGCAAUAGCAGGACCUAAUUUCGCAAUAGUAGCUGCUGACACACGUUUAUCUGCAGGUUAUAGCAUUCUGAGCCGCCACACCAGCAGAAUCACUAAGCUGACCAAUCAGUGCUUCAUUGUGAGUUGUGGUCAAAGUUGCGAAGUUGACAAGCUACAGUACGAAAUGACUCAAAUCGUCCAAGAUUAUGUUUUUGAACAUAAAAUGAAUCCUAGCUUAAAUGCUAUUGCUCAAAAACUUUCUUUGCAGCUUUAUUCCAGACGUUUUUUUCCUUAUUACGCGUUUAAUUUACUCGCAGGAAUAUCAGACACCAACUCUGGCAUCAUUUAUAGUUAUGAUUCGAUCGGCAACACUGAGCCUUUGAAGUAUGGAACGACAGGCUCGUCGGCAUCUGCAAUUUUACCCAUAGUUGAUUUAUAUUUCAGCAAAAUUAAAGAUUACAACGAAAAGAAUUGUAUAGAAUUAAUCAAAGACUGUUUCAAAUCUGCCGCCGAACGAGAUAUUCUGACGGGGGAUUCAGUUGAAAUAUUUGUCAUACGAAAUAAUAAAGAAAUAAGCAAACAAGUGUUUCCGCUGCGCAAUGAUUAA
This is a messenger RNA of Dermatophagoides pteronyssinus (European house dust mite), 645 nucleotides long. Its product is annotated as proteasome subunit beta type-1-like. The record is from RefSeq and is a predicted model, not a curated record. NCBI's taxonomy places the organism in Eukaryota, Metazoa, Arthropoda, Arachnida, Sarcoptiformes, Pyroglyphidae.